AUGAGCACCGUCAACGGGACCUCCGACACCUCCGGCACGGACAAGAGAAACGACUCGCCUCCCCUCACGGAGCUCGAAACCGCCGAGAUCCUGCAAAGCAUCCGCAACUCCACAACCCAACCCUCGACCACCCUCCCCGCCGAUCUCGCCGUCUCUCUCGACUUACACCGCCCGACGACCGAACAAACCGACCUAGCUUCGUACUAUUGGGAUGCGUCUACGAUGGCACCGCUUAACGCAGUCUCGGCGGCCGCCAUCGCGCGUCUGCGCGCCUACAAGCCCCCACCCUUCCCGACUUGGGACCGCUUACCGGUGAGCCGGCGCGCUGCCGUGCUGAUAUUAUUAUUUGCGGAUCGGAGGGGUGAUUUGAGGGUUGUUAUUACGAUGCGGGCGACUAGCUUACGGAACUUCUCCGGUCACGCAGCUUUCCCCGGCGGGAAAGCCGACUCAUUAUCAGAAUCACCGUAUCAAAUAGCCCGCCGCGAAGCAUGGGAAGAAAUCGGUCUUCCCAUGGACGACGCCAAGAUCCCGAAACCCUUCCGAAUAGAACCGCUUUGCUGCCUACCAUGCAGUCUCGCGAAAACCGAACUAGCCGUACGCCCAUGCGUAGCGUUCCUACACGCCGACGACGUGCCUGGAAAACCGAAAGCGAUGGUCGAUGAGAGUAUGAUACCCCGACUAGACGCGAAGGAAGUGGCAGCGGUCUUCAGCGGCCCUUUUCAUAAUUUCUUAAAGAUGAAGGACGAGCUGCAUGAGGGCGAGACGAUACCACCGGGGGACUGGUAUGAUGGGUAUUGGCACCAUUGGCACAGUGAACCAUGGCGUGUGCAUAAUUUCCACGUCCCGGUAAACAACCAGAAGGUAACAAAACCGAAAGUCCGAGAUGGCGGACAAGCUGCCCUAGCGGAUGAGUUGGAAGAAGAGGAAGACACAGUUCAACGAUUUUUGGUCUGGGGUCUUACGGGAAGGAUGUUAGUGGACGCGGCGAGAAUCGCGUAUAACGAAGAACCCGAGUUCGAGCAUAACGACCAUUACGGGGACGAACAUAUCAUAGCAUAUUUAAACGACGCUGGUCGACUUCCGGAAAAGAAGAAAAGGGAGGUGGGACUAGACGCUCUUAAAGACGAGGUCAAGGAUGCAAAGAUGUAG
This is a messenger RNA of Hypoxylon trugodes, 1149 nucleotides long. Its product is annotated as NUDIX hydrolase domain-like protein. The transcript has 4 exons. The record is from RefSeq and is a predicted model, not a curated record. Gene Ontology annotation, biological process: coenzyme A catabolic process. Lineage: Eukaryota; Fungi; Ascomycota; Sordariomycetes; Xylariales; Hypoxylaceae. Gene Ontology annotation, molecular function: coenzyme A diphosphatase activity; acetyl-CoA hydrolase activity. The coding region runs from base 1 to 1149 and encodes 382 amino acids.